CGAACUGAAUUGGUACUGCAUAAUGUGACUCCACCAUAUGAGGUGUCCAGGGUCCCGUGGCUUUUUACAGCCUCAGGUUCGCACUUAGGACACAGCAUGCGUAGUGGUGCUGAGGCCUCGUCUGUCUUCUUCCUUAAGGUGAGGUCGCUCCUCGCAGCGACGGGGUUUGCUUUCCAUAGACAGGAAAACAGAAAAAGAAAAAUCCCUCAGUGGUACGAGUGCGUUUAUCGCCUGCUGCCAAGUCUACUUCACGAUCACCACACACGAUAAUUCGAUCCAUCUGCGCCUAAAAUAUCUGUCCAUCGAAAAUCAAUGAGCAAAGGUUCGACUGCAUCUGCAAAGACUCCGACACCGCUCCCAUCGCAGUCAGCUUGUGCAAGGGGCCCGCCGCAGAAUAGCAAUUCUUCAGCUCCCUCAACGCGUUCUCAGUCUCCCGCUCCUUCCCAUGUACAGUCUAUAACUGCUUCUCAUUCCCGCCGGCCAAGUGCGUUAGGCCAGGGCGUACCCGUAAAAGGAGGCGUCAGCGUCCCGCGGAAUAACGUGGGCUCCGUCAGUCAGGGAUCUUCCUUAAAUUUUGGCUCAAUAGAUGAUGCCUCUACUCCUGUUUCGUCUUCACCUACCGCCACCCCAGUGGUUGGACAUGAAAGCGUCAAGACAUUUGGCUCUCUGCCUGUGACGACAGCCACGACAUCAACUAUCAUAAAUGGAAAAACUCCCGCUUCAGGUCCGUCCGCUGGCUCGUCGAAGCCUUCAUCAUGGCCCUCGGCGAUGGCUCCACCGAUAUCAUCAUCGACAUCAGCAACAGCCAGUCCGUCAUCGACAUCGUUAGCGGCCACGCCGUCUUCGUCUAUGCCAUCCACCAGUACAAAGUCCAGCUUUAAUGUUGCCAAACUUUUCCAGGUUAAUCUCCCAGCCUCCCAGCUUUCCUCAGACGCCACCUCUGCUUCAACACGACCGUAUAAUCUAUCUCAUCAGUCGUCAUCCGCCACACAACAUGCACCACAACAGCCGGUACAGGCUCCCCCGAUGAGCACGCAUCCCUAUCCGUCAUAUGGGCAAGGAAUGCGACCUCCCCGCGGCGCAAGUGGGCCUGGUUCACCGGCGUUUUCUCGUGCUGUACCCAAUGGAUGUGGACCGCAGUCACGGCCGACGCCAGGUCCCGGUGGUCCCGGUGGCCCUUCACUCCCUGCUAGUCCGAAACUUGCUCCUCCUACUCAUUCGCAUCCCCCUUCAUCUGAAGGCGUCCUUCCUCAACAGCCCCCCAUGCAACCCGUGCAUUGGUCUCCGUAUUACUACCUGGAAUACCAAUCGCCGCAAUGGUUUUAUCCAAUGAAACCUCCUCAUGGCAUGGGCCACGCACCCCAUGCACCUGGACCCACUCCUCAAAGCCCUCCUCACCCCGGCAUUCCCUUAUCGCCCCGAGCCCGAUCUCCGUCACUUCCUCCCGGCACUCCGAGUAUGGCUCAUGCUGUUCCACACUCUCCGCGCACUCCUCAACCUCCACCGCCACAGACGCAUCAACUUUCAGCUAGCACGAGUAUAUCACUACCUCCGCCGACGUCAUCCACAUCCAUUGCUCCAGGCGGCCGUAGCCUUGAUACCGAUGCCAGUACAAUCGUUCCCGCGGCCCCUCGAUCAGACAACAUUACCAUUAUAUGCGAAGACGGGAUCGAAGUUAAACUGGAGUCGUUCAAGAAGCCCAGCCCUCAGCCGUCUACCCCCCUGAUACCCCCACCUCCUCCAAUAACAACAAGUCGUCUGUCAGCGUCGGGGCGCGUUGAGAACCAAUGGGCCAAGUGGAUACGCAAGAGGGAAGCCAAACGGCAACGACAAGAAGAGACCGAGGCAGACACUCAGAAGGAACACGACAUCGUUGAAUCUCCGACACGAGAAUCAUUGGAAGUUGCACAAGAUGAGAUGAUCGAGAACGGAAAGGUUUUCGAGUCCUAUGCAAAUGGUGCUAGCAAGAUUUCUAGAAGCCAGAACGAGUCUCUGCGGAUUGACACCUCGGAAUUUGCCAGACGUCGGCCGGACACCCUCGAUACCAAUCCCAACAAGGUCGGGCUGGUGGAACACGGUCCGGGUGCCGCUUCUCCAGUACCUGCGCUGAAACUCGUUCCUACCCUUGAGAUGUCCACCAACCGCUGGGUUUCUGGCAGUGCCCAACGUAGAGGUGUCACCGACGUGGGUACUUCUAAGGCUGUGGACCGGAAAGUUAAAUCACUCCUCAACAAGCUCACUAUGGAGAAGUUCGAUUCGAUAUCCGACCGAAUCAUUGCAUGGGCCAACAAGUCGGAGAAUGAAAAGGAUGGACGGACCCUCAUUCAGGUCAUCAGGCUCGUUUUCGAGAAGGCUACUGACGAGGCCGACCGCAGCGAGGUUUAUGCCCGACUCUGCCGCAAGAUAAUGGAAACGAUCAGUCCCAAGGUUCAAGAUGAUGGCAUUAAGAGCACCGACGGGAAACCUAUUGCAGGUGGUCAGCUCUUCCGCAAAUACCUGCUCAAUCAAUGUCAAGACUUUGAGCGUGGUUGGGUUGCCAAGGAAGCCACAGCUCAUGCGACGGCAGCCAAAGCCAAUGGUGACGAAGCAGUCGAGGCAGCCAACGAGAAUAAGGGCCACGAGAACGAGUUCUACUCAGACGAAUACUACGCGGCUCAGAAAGCGAGACGUCAGGGUCUCGGUCUUAUCAAGUUCAUCGGCCAGCUGUUCAAACUGCAGAUGCUCACUGAACGCGUCAUUCAUGAAUGUGUCAAGAAGCUACUUGGUAAUGUGGAGAACCCCGAGGAGGAAGAGAUCGAGGGUUUGUGUCAGCUGUUAAGAAAUGUUGGCCAACUUUUGGAUGUUCCCAAGGCGCGUGCACAUAUGGACGUGUACUUCCAGAGGAUGACGGAACUCCGCAAGAACCCCAACAUUAGUCCUCGUAUACAGCUCAUGCUUCAGGAUGUGAUCGAACUCCGUGACCGGAAGUGGCAAUCUCACAAUGUGGUCGAUGUGCCUACUACGCUUGCCGAUACCACCGACACCAAGCUCCCCUGCGAGCAACCUUUCCCGAUGUCUGAAGGCACACACUCAGCGUCUAUUGGCGGUGAUCCUGCUUCUUUACUCAGCCGUCCGAGAUUCGCAAGAAAUCCUGGCCAAGGUGGAUCCAGUGGACACCCGAUGAGCGGCUGUCGUCUGUGCAACACGUGUGGCGAGAAGAGCAAGGUCGGGGAAACGGACGUUGUUACAAGCCCAAUGCCAGUUACGGUCAACCUUAAUGUCGAUGACCCUGUUCAUGUGUUUCAUGGCCGUUCUGUCCCAGAAGUACCCAGGAUGCAACCACCUCCUAAGUCAGCGCCUACGACCACAGACAUCCCAGCAGAAUCAAUGCUAUUAUCUGCGGUUCAACAGGUAAACCUUGGACCACGCCUCUCUCUCUCCGAGUUCUGUGCUAUGUAUGAAUUAUCAGAUGAGUUACAAACCAAGCUUCGAUCAAAUGGUUUCAUAUCUAGUCAUACCCUUCGGUUUACUUCACUCGAGGAUGUUAAUGCUGUUGGGCUCCUUCGCGGUGAGAUUGCACAGCUGCGUGAUGCUAUAUCACGUUGGUGUGGUGUAUAGACUCCCAAUGGUUGCCCUGUACUCAUUGUACUAGUGAUAUGAUACACAAAUGUAUGUUUAGAAGUAGGAUCAGCCCGGGUAACCAGAUAUCCUUGCUCGUACAGGUAUGGGUUAGGGGCUGGGACCCAG
Pisolithus orientalis is the source of this 3726-nucleotide messenger RNA. RefSeq lists its product as uncharacterized. Gene Ontology annotation, molecular function: mRNA binding; translation initiation factor activity; protein binding. The transcript has 5 exons. The coding region runs from base 313 to 3597 and encodes 1094 amino acids. Gene Ontology annotation, cellular component: eukaryotic translation initiation factor 4F complex. Lineage: Eukaryota; Fungi; Basidiomycota; Agaricomycetes; Boletales; Pisolithaceae. The record is from RefSeq and is a predicted model, not a curated record.